AUCCGGCGUGGUAACAUGCUGGUCUCUACUGAAACGUUGUGAGUAUGCGUAAACUCACAGUACUAAUAACGUAAAGUGUACAUGCAAUUUCUCUCCUCACGCACUAGUAAGAAUGAUAACGUUAAACAAACUGAUUCAGUUAGCGACACGCCAGUCUCGUCAAUUGACUUUCGUGACUCUGGUUUUCGUCGCCAUCGUCGUCGUCUGGAAUCAGAGCAGCAAUUCCAAUUCAAAUCAAAGUCGCCAGUGCAGAAGGAGAUCGCCGGGAACAAAUCAAACGGAAGAAGGACCGCCGAAAUACAUUUCGUCGCUAUGCAACUGCGGCAAAGAAGUUGCGACGGGCAACGUAUCGAUUCGGCCCGAUCCGAACGCGUUCAAGUGGUGCAGUUCGGAAUCUUCCAUCCGCGGAAGGCAUCAGAAAGUCAUCACGUACACGUUGUACGGAAACGUUCACAACGCUUCCGUCGCCAAUCGUUACUACUCUUUGUUGAGGAAUAUUUCGCUGACGGCCGACAGAGAUUACCCUGGAUGGGUUGUCCGGAUUUAUCACAACAUCCGCGAUCGAGGCGGACCCGAGAAAGAAGCUCACAAUCAGCUCUGCGACGUUUAUUGUCAGUUUCAAAAUGUCGACCUGUGCAGCGUGCCUCUUAUGAUCGAGCGGAUCGGCAACAAAACGAUGCCCAUCGAUCCCGCUCUCCUCGCUGGAUUGAAUCCCAAAAUGUUCCGUUACUUGGUCAUGCUCGAUCCCAAUGUCGAUGUAUUCAUUUCACGAGAUGUCGAUAGCAUUAUUUGGCCGAGGGAAGUCGACGCUGUUGAAGAAUGGCUCAAGUCGAACUACACGUUCCACGUUAUGCGCGAUCACACGUUGCACGGUUCCAUCAUUUUGGCCGGAAUGUGGGGAGCCAAACUUCAUCGGCGUAGAGAUCUGAUUGAAGGUCUAAUGCGAGCUUUGGUGCUUGCCGGACAGGAUCAAAUCCGUUGGCAGGACCAAGCCUCGUUGGACACUAUCGUAUGGCCGGCCGCUAAAUAUGACGUGAUGGCCCAUGAUUCUUACCAGUGUCAGAAUGAACAUUUGACACGGACGUCACCACUGAAAGUAUUCCCAUUCCCAACUAAACGUAACGGCAAGUAUUACAUUGGUGGUGCAGGUGGCGAACUCUAUCCCGCUAAAUGCCCAGAGGCCUGUCGACCGCCAGAUCACAAAGACUGGGAAUAUUGCUGAUAAUACAUACGACGGAACUUUCCUUUCAUUUUCCUUUUUUGUCCUGAUAAUAUCAACGCUUAAUGAAAUAAAUAACUAUGUC
This is a messenger RNA of Daphnia pulicaria, 1304 nucleotides long. RefSeq lists its product as uncharacterized. The record is from RefSeq and is a predicted model, not a curated record. Bases 113 to 1222 code for a protein of 369 amino acids. The transcript is spliced from 3 exons. NCBI's taxonomy places the organism in Eukaryota, Metazoa, Arthropoda, Branchiopoda, Diplostraca, Daphniidae.